Cavia porcellus (domestic guinea pig) is the source of this 942-nucleotide messenger RNA. RefSeq names its product olfactory receptor 7G1-like. Gene Ontology annotation, molecular function: G protein-coupled receptor activity; olfactory receptor activity. The record is from RefSeq and is a predicted model, not a curated record. Gene Ontology annotation, cellular component: plasma membrane. The transcript has a single exon. The coding region runs from base 4 to 942 and encodes 312 amino acids. Gene Ontology annotation, biological process: G protein-coupled receptor signaling pathway. Lineage: Eukaryota; Metazoa; Chordata; Mammalia; Rodentia; Caviidae.
AGCAUGAAAUUCAAAAACCAAACAUUUGUCUCUGAAUUUCUUCUCCUGGGACUGACAGAUGAUCCAGAACUGCAGCCGCUCAUCUUCAGCCUAUUCCUGGUAAUCUACCUGGUCACCAUCCUGGGAAACCUCCUCAUCAUCCUGGCAAUCAGCUCUGACUCCCACCUCAACACCCCCAUGUACUUCUUCCUAUUCAACUUGUCCCUCACCGAUAUCUGUAUAAGCACCAGCACAAUCCCAAAGAUGCUAGUAAACAUACAAAUGCAGGAUCAGCGAAUCAGUUACACAGGAUGCUUCUCUCAGCUUUGUUUUGUAUUAGUCUUUGGUUGUUUAGAAAAUUGUCUCCUUGUGGUAAUGGCUUAUGACCGCUAUGUGGCUAUUUGUCAUCCCCUAAGAUACACGGUCAUCAUGCACCCUUGUCUCUGUGUCUUGCUGGUUCUACUCUCUCUGUUCAUGAGUAUCGUGCAUGGUCUACUCCACAGUCUGGCAGCAUUGCCACUGUCCUUUUGCACAAAUGUGGAAAUUCCACACUUCUUCUGUGAACUCGCUCAGAUCAUCAAGAUGGCCUGUUCUGAUACCUUUGUCAAUGCCAUGCUGAUAUAUUCAGCAGGAAACACAUUUUUUGGUGUUCCUCUCAUUGGUAUUAUUUUCUCUUAUAUUAAAAUCAUCUUCUGUAUUUUGAAAAUGCCAUCAGUUGGGGGAAGGUAUAAAGCUUUUUCCACCUGUGGGUCUCACCUUUAUGUUGUUUCCUUUUUCUAUGGGACAGCGUUUGGUGUGUACUUGAGUGCUACAUUCACUGACUCUUCCACUAAGAAUGCAGUAGCUUCAGUGAUGUACAUUGUGAUCCCUCAAGUGAUGAACCCCUUCAUCUACAGUUUGAGGAACAUGGAAAUGAAGGCAGCUCUGAGGCAUCUCAUAAAUGGGAAACAACGUAUAUGCUGA